AUGGUCAGUAAAAUGGGCUUCGCACACAACCCAGUGUCGGUUCAAGCAGUUGGCUGGGCAGAAGACCAAGGACGGCGGGCGGAGAUGGAGGAUGGAUUCGUGUUUGUGGAUCAGUUUGGCGGCCGGGAGCGCAGCGCCUUCUUUGCUGUGUACGACGGCCACGGUGGGCGUCAGGUGGUCGACUUUGUCACCAGAGAAUUGCAUGAGAAUCUUCUGCGGGAGCUCCGCAAAACAGAUUCUCCAGCUGACGCGCUGCUGCAGGCUUUUCGACUCACCGACGAAGACAUGCUCCGCAGGAGCAUCACCUCUUCCGGUUGUACUGCAUGCUGCUGUCUUCUGCAGGAAGAAAUGCAAGGGCGCGUGAUCUACACUGCGCACUUGGGGGAUAGUCGCGCCGUGCUGGCGCGCAGCGGAACGGCGACACGGAUGACCUCCAUGACCGACCACAAGGCCACCGACCUGCUGGAAGCCAAGCGGGUCAUUGAAGCAGGCGGGCAUAUCAUCAAUGACCGUGUCAACGGAAUGUUGGCCAUGACACGUGCGCUGGGUGACCACGUGCUCAAGAUGCCGAUGCUUCCGAACGAUGUGGUGAGCAAUGUGCCGGACAUCACAUCCACGGACCUGACGAAGCAGGAUUCUUUCAUCAUCCUCGCUUGCGACGGGAUCUGGGAUGUGAUGAAUGACCAGCAGGCCGUGCAACUGGUGGUUGAAUGCAUGAAAGAGCUGACCCCCGUUGCUCGACAGCUGGAGUCAGAGGGGCGAUCAUUGGCAGAGAUUUUGGCACGCAUGCUGGUUCACGACCAAGUUGGAACCUGGCAGCUUCUAAAAAUCAAGACAGGAAAGUGGACCAGAACAGUGAUGUCCGUGGGGUGCGUAAAAUUUGGGGGCGAAGAUGCGCAUCUCCGCGCGAAGACGCCGGAUUCUUGA
This is a messenger RNA of Symbiodinium natans, 927 nucleotides long. NCBI's taxonomy places the organism in Eukaryota, Dinophyceae, Suessiales, Symbiodiniaceae. The record is from the annotation of a GenBank genome assembly.